UCAAAUUCUAAUCCUCUCCCCCCCUAAAAAUGUUGCACCCUCUAACUCACCUACCCGCCACGUCACUCCCGCCAAAAACCCUAACCGACCACCGCUCCUUCUCCCCCUUCUUCUCCUUCCCCAAACUCCCCAACCCCUCCAAAUUCACCAUCCGGAGCUCCGCCGCCGCCGACUCCCAAACCCUCGCCCCCACCUCCGCCAUCCAACGAAUCGCCGACAAGCUCCGCAGCCUCGGCUUCGCCGAAGACUCCGACUCCAAACCCGAGCAUGCCUCCUCCGCCGGCGAAAUCUUCGUCCCUCUGCCGGAGGCUCUCCCUAAGCACCGCGUCGGCCACACCAUCGACGCCAGCUGGAGCACUCCGGAGAAUCCGGUGCCGUCGCCGGGGACGGGAAGGGCGAUCUCGAGGUUUCAUGAGAUGAGGAGGGAGCUGAAGAGGCAGGAGGAGGCUGAGGCGAUGGAGAGGAAGGGGAGGAGGAAGAAGGAGGAGAAGGUGCCGACGUUGGCGGAGAUGAGCUUGUCUGCGGCGGAGCUGAGGCGGUUGAGGACGGUUGGGAUUGAGGUGAGGAAGAAGUUGAAGGUUGGCAAGGCUGGGAUCACUGAGGGGAUUGUGAAUGGGAUUCAUGAGAAUUGGCGAAAAUCGGAGGUUGUGAAGAUUGUUUGUGAGGAUUUGUGUAGGUUGAACAUGAAGAGGACUCAUGAUUUGUUGGAGAGAAAAACUGGAGGAAUGGUUGUUUGGAGAUCAGGAGCGAAGAUAAUUUUGUAUAGGGGGGUGAACUAUAAGUAUCCUUACUUUUUAAAGGGUAAAGAUCAUGAGGAUUCGACGAGAGAUAGUUCUGGUGAUGCGGUACCGGGUGGACUCAUUAAUGCUGAUGUAACAGAUGAAGCCAAUUCUGCUAGAGAGCCAAGUCCAGGCAAUGAAAGAGCUCAGCCAGCCUUAAUACGAGGGGUUGGUUUGGCGAAUAGGUUUCGGUUUCAACUUCCAGGUGAGGCGGAGCUGGCGGAAGAAGCUGACCGCUUGUUAGAGGGGCUUGGGCCGCGGUUUAAUGAUUGGUGGGGAUAUGAACCUUUACCAGUUGAUGGGGACCUUCUACCUGCUGUUGUGCCUGGAUACAGGAGGCCUUUCCGUCUUCUUCCAUAUGGUUUGCAGCCUAAGCUAACAGAUGAUGAAAUGACCACAAUAAGGAGACUUGCCCGACCCUUGCCAACUCAUUUUGCAUUGGGCAGAAAUAGAAAGCUUCAAGGGCUGGCUGCUUCCAUUGUCAAACUCUGGGAAAAAUGUGAGAUUGCCAAAGUAGCUGUUAAAAGAGGGUUUCAGAACACUAAUAGCGAGCUGAUGGCUGAAGAGUUGAAGAGCCUAACUGGAGGAACUCUGAUUGCUCGGGACAGGGAAUUUAUUGUUCUAUAUAGGGGAAAAGAUUUUCUGCUGCCUGCAGUUUCCUCUGCCAUAGAAGAGCGGAGGAAGUCUGUAAUACAUGCAGAUAAUCAGAGCCGGCAGUUGAGAGUUCCUGCUACAAAGGUACAGGACCUUGAACCCGGGGCUGAGCCGGAAAAUAAAGAUUAUCUGACCAAUGGUCUUCCAUCUGAAAAACGUAAGCUAAAGUCUACUGAGGCAGCUGCCAGUAGAGCCAGCAUUAAAUUGUCCGUGGCUUUAGAAAAGAGGGAAAAGGCAGAGAGACUUCUAGCAGAGCUUGAGAAAGCAGAGAAUCCUCAACAACUUGAAAUAGAUAAAGAGGGUAUAACUGAAGAGGAAAGAUAUAUGCUAAGGAAGGUCGGUUUGAAGAUGAAGCCUUUCUUACUAAUGGGUAGACGAGGAGUAUUUGAUGGGACAAUUGAAAACAUGCAUCUCCAUUGGAAAUAUAGGGAGCUCAUCAAGAUAAUAUGUAAUGAGAAAAGCAUUGAAUCUGCUCAACAAGUAGCACAAACUCUAGAGUUAGAAAGUGGUGGGAUUCUUGUGGCAGUGGAGAGAGUAAGUAAGGGCUAUGCAAUCAUUGUCUAUCGUGGAAAAAAUUAUGUCCGGCCUGCUAAUUUGAGACCUCAGACACUCCUAACUAAACGAGAAGCACUGAAGCGUUCUAUUGAGGCACAGCGUCAUGAGUCCUUGAAACUUCAUGUUUUAAAGCUUAACAAGAACAUAGAUGAAUUGGAGCAAUUGGUGGUUAAAGGCAAGGGCUCAAACAAUAUACAGUCAGUUAAGGAAUCAAAUGAAUUGACCACGGAGGAGGUGAAUGAAAUCAAAUCAGAAAAAUGUUUGAUAUCCAAUGCCGAACUUAACUAUGUUUCAGAUUCAAUUAUACCUGAUUUGCCUGAAGAGAAUCGCAAGGCUAGAGACAAACAUGAAUCUCAUGUGACCAAUAUGGAUUUAAAUGAUGGAAUGGGUGCUGUUGUGAAUGGCCACUUAGCCAUACAACAGGAUGAGGGGUAUGGUCUCUCUUCAAGCUGGGAUGCAGAGGACACUGAUAGAGUGGAACCUGGGACUUCAAGUGAACAAGAUACAAGUGAUAAUUUGUUCAAUUAUAUAAAGGGAGAAGUUGAGGUAUCGGUCAAGGCUAGAGACAAACAAGAAUCUAUUGUUGUAGAUAUGGAUACAUUUGAUGGACCGAGUCCCGUCAUGAACGGCCAGUUAGCCACACAGCAAGGUAAGGAGAUUACUUUCUCUUCCACCUGUGAUGAGGAUGGGCCUGGUAAAGUUGAACCAGUAUCUUCAAAUGAAACCCAAGUAGAUUUGUUCUCAAAUAUGAAUGAAGAAGUUGGAACAUUCAUUGAGGCUAGAGAUAGCCAAGAUUUGCAAUUUACUCAGAUGAAUUUAAAUGUUGGAAAGGGUGCUGUAAUUAACAGCCAACUAGCCGAUCAGCAGGUCUUAAGUUGUCAAAUUUGUGGUGGGUUUCAGUCAAAAGGUCCGAGUAGUUCUGCUAUUAGUGACAAUCAGCACCGUGUUUUUGAUUAUGAGCUGGAAUCAUUGGGUAGAUCUGGUAAUACUAAAUCAAAACCUCCAGCUCCAAUAAUGGUAAGAAAGAUAUUGAAUGAGAUGCCCCCGAGAGCUGUGCAUUUGUCCAACAGCGAGAGGCUUCUUCUGCGAAAGCAAGCCUUGAAGAUGAAAAAACGCCCUGUGCUUGCCGUAGGUAGGAACAAUAUUGUGACUGGUGUUGCGAAAGCAAUCAAGGCGCACUUUGAGAGGCACCCUCUUGCCAUAGUAAAUGUCAAAGGGAGAGCAAAAGGAACUUCAGUCCGGGAAAUUGUUUUUAAGCUGGAGCAAGCAACAGGUGCAGUUUUAGUCUCCCAGGAGCCAAGCAAAGUUAUACUUUAUAGGGGUUGGGGUGCAGGAGAUAGUCCUGGAAAUAAAGAUAAGAACACAAGUGCGGAAAAGGUUGUCCCUGUGAAGAUACCUACUCCAGAGGGCACAUACACUCACCAAAUACUAGUUAGCAAGAAUUCACAUUCAUUCACAUCAUCGGGUCUGAAUAUUUCCGGGAACACUUCUACCUCUUUCGGUAUCUCAAUCCAGGGAUCUAUGAGAUUCAAUAAACAUCGGUAUUGCUUGUAUGCUGAAUAGAUUGUAUAUAGAAUGCUCUGUUGACAUAUCCGGUGAUGAUAUUGCUACAUUGGAAGUCAGAGAGCUUUUUCCGGGUCAAGUUGGGGUUCAGGUUUUGAUAGAAUUGGAGUUUUCACUAUGCAAAUUCCUGUAUUAUAACACUAGCAUUGAUCGGAAUACUGAAAUAAAAGGUC
Molecule: messenger RNA, 3724 nt
Organism: Argentina anserina (silverweed cinquefoil)
Lineage: Eukaryota; Viridiplantae; Streptophyta; Magnoliopsida; Rosales; Rosaceae
Product: CRM-domain containing factor CFM2, chloroplastic
Exons: 12
Coding region: 30-3551 (1173 amino acids)
Biological process (GO): RNA splicing, via transesterification reactions
Molecular function (GO): mRNA binding
Source: RefSeq, a predicted model, not a curated record